Rodentolepis nana is the source of this 864-nucleotide messenger RNA. Lineage: Eukaryota; Metazoa; Platyhelminthes; Cestoda; Cyclophyllidea; Hymenolepididae. The record is from the annotation of a GenBank genome assembly.
AUGGAUGUGUCGCCUCUACAUAUAUUCUCUGUGGAUAUUGGGACCGUCAUGCAAACCUGGUCAAAUAUGGAAUGUUCAAAGGUUGCGGGUCUUGAUCCAAGUGUCAUUGUUGCUCUAAGUUUGACUGAUGGCGCGAUUUCUUCCUCCGAUAUUCAUUUCCCUGCUCUUCAAUUGCUGGCCUGCAGAAUAUCGACUGAUAACACUUUUCCACACUUGUUAACUCUUCUCUCUCCACCACUUAUCGAUUGUACCCUCCAAAUAGAUCCCCAUAAACUAUGCAAAAGGUCCGAAUUUACCAGGAUAAAUAGUACGUUGGAGGAGAAUCUACUAAUUUUACGCGUAAAUGAUCUCCCAAACUCAUUGGCUCGAGCACUUCUUGUAAACUUGACGAGAGUUGCUUAUUGGCUUGCUAUCGAGGCGUUGAUUGUUAACCAUAUGGAUUACUUUUCCGUCUCCCUGGAAUUUCUAUUUCAUGUUUACUCUAGUUGUUCUCACAGUGCAAAUAUCGGAGCUCAGUUUUUAGCAUCUUACAUGUUUACCACACUGCGGUGUUUUGUCAACGAGCUACAAGACUCCAAGAAUCUAUCCGUUAAUCGAAUUACUGAAGAGGUUUUUCGGGAUAUUUCGGCGACUUCUCAACAUUUGUAUUGUACUUUGUCAGAUGAUACUUUAAUGUCGGUUUCCUCUUCGUUAUUCAAGGACCUUAUAGCUUUAUACGUUUUCAAAUCGAACGUCCCCUCUGAUCAACUUACUGACCUCUUGAAACUGGUUUACUUGGAGAGAAACGUGGAUGUUGCGAUAGCUUGGAUCAAGUUUUGGCUCGUCAAUGAUUCUAAUGGAAUUCCUUUGUAUUCUUCCAAGUAA